CGAGUUGCCUCCUUGCUCAGUUGUAUUCAGAGCAACAUGAUUGUUUCAAUGAGAUCAUUAAAUUUCUGGGCUAUGCUGAUCGGUAUUAUUUACUUUAUUUUCUCUCAGUUUCUCUGAGAGAUGAAGAACAAGUUGAUGAAAUUUUAAAUCGUUUCGGAAUGGAAUUGAUGAAGAGCAGAAUGGAAAUUUAUAGGAGAGUAGUAAAUUGUAUUGAAGGAAUGAUUUUAGAGGAAGGAUCAAAGUCUAAUUGGAUUGUAGAUGUAAAUCAAUACAGAAAGUUAUUGCAAUUAUAUAGGAAUUUACCGAAAUUUGAAGAAUUGAAAGAGAAUAGUUUGGAAGAGAACAAGACUUUUAUCAUUUACCAAUUAGAAUUGUUAGGGCUGAGAUUAAACUCUGUCAAGACAAUAUUUCACAUCUUUAGAGAAAUGAUUAAUUUUGAAAGAGAAUUAUUAGAAAGUUCUCUACCAAAAUAUGAUGGUAAAUCACCUUAUGUUGUCUUGGGACGAGCGGGUAGUUCAAUAUCAACACCUUUACGGCUGAAUAUUGGAAUUGUAGGGCUUCCUAAAAGUGGAAAAUCAAGUUUACUCUGUACUUAUUGUACUAAUUUCUUCGCAGAAGAGGGUAUGAUGGAAAAGGAGUCAUUGUUUGAAGCAAAUAUUAUGAUUGAUGGAUGUAUGAUAAUGUGCACAAUGCAGUGCAUGUCUCUAUCAAAUGAGAAGAUUGUUCAAGAAGUUAUCAAGCAACCUUUCAAUGUUGUGGCUUUUACUUGUAAAUGUACAGAACUGAAUAAUUUUGUGAAUGAUGAACAAUUAUUUGAGAAACGUAUUCUUCAGAAUUUGAGAAAACUUGCCAUGACUUUUCCCCUUAUUCCAAUUCAUAUUAUAAUAACAGGAAAGGAUUUGGAUACCUUUUCACUAGUAGGACAACAUACUCUGGAAAGAAAACUUCAUAGCUUUCCACAUCUCGUAAAAAUAGGUUACUGUUCAAGCUUAACACAAGAGGGGCUCAAAUCAGUCUUUGAUGAAGUUUACAGAUCUGCCAUGGCUUUCAGAUUUCACACUAGUUUUGCCUCAAAAAAACAGAAUUGUUCUUUGCAAUAGGAUCGGAGACGCCUUGGCUUUGGCUAAUUUUUGACUUGUACGACCUUGGACAUCCAUACUGAUAUGACAUGAUUGGUACUUUGGAAAAAAACAGGUAUCUUCAACGAAAAUUUGAAGAAGAGACGACCUUUCUCUACCAAACACACACUUUCAAAAUAAAAUCAGGAAAAGUG
Naegleria gruberi is the source of this 1273-nucleotide messenger RNA. RefSeq lists its product as uncharacterized. The record is from RefSeq and is a predicted model, not a curated record. NCBI's taxonomy places the organism in Eukaryota, Heterolobosea, Eutetramitea, Acrasida, Naegleriidae. Bases 159 to 1100 code for a protein of 313 amino acids. The transcript has a single exon.